Messenger RNA from Prinia subflava (tawny-flanked prinia), 4365 nucleotides. RefSeq names its product zinc finger and BTB domain containing 7B (gene ZBTB7B). Gene Ontology annotation, biological process: regulation of transcription by RNA polymerase II; positive regulation of gene expression. NCBI's taxonomy places the organism in Eukaryota, Metazoa, Chordata, Aves, Passeriformes, Cisticolidae. The coding region runs from base 1964 to 3379 and encodes 471 amino acids. Gene Ontology annotation, molecular function: DNA-binding transcription factor activity, RNA polymerase II-specific; protein binding; RNA polymerase II cis-regulatory region sequence-specific DNA binding. The record is from RefSeq and is a predicted model, not a curated record. The transcript is spliced from 3 exons.
GAGGCCACAUGCCCUGGGCAAGCAUGUGGCCAUGGCAGGCCAUGCCCUGGCAGGCCAGGGUGCUGCUCUGUGUCAGAGGUGAUGCAGGAGAUGGGAUUGUCCAUCCUGCUGUUGGAAGAGGAGCUGGGAUGAGGCCAUGUUCCAUCACUGGUGACACUGGGUGCCACUGGCCAAGGCAAGGGUGGAGCUUGGAGGAGGAUGGAUGGAUGGAUGGAUGGAUGGAUGGAUGGAUGGAUGGAUGGAUGGAUGGAUGGAUGGAUGGAUGGAUGGAUGGAUGGAGGUUAGCCUAUCUUCCCCACAGGCCAGCACCUCCCCACCUGGCCCUCCAUACAGGCAGUCCUAUGCCCCCCCAGCCAGGGCGAGCAGCAGUUUGUGGCCAGUGCCUGGGUGGUUGCAACACCCCCAGGGUGGGGGGGCCACGGUGACUCACCCCAUCCUGGCCACCAGUAGGAACCCUGACUCAGGGCUGCGUGCCCAUGCCAUGCUAUGCCCCUCCCUGCCUGCCUCGCCCACCUUAUCUCCCGCCCUUAGCACCUGGCACACCUGGGCCAGGGGGGACUGGCGCCAUUCCCCUCCUUUAUGGGGAACAAAGGGCAGGGGAAGGGUUGGCAGCAGGUGCCACAUCCCUCCUCCUUCCCUCCCAUCCUCCCUCCCUCCCUCUCGCAGAUGCUGUCCAGGGCUGUGCUCUCUUUUGUGUCUCCCAUUUGGGCAGCUGGUUGGCCUGGAGCAUUGGGGCAGUGUCGUGGGCAAUGCUGCUCACAACCCUGCUGCCACUGGCUCUGUGCUGCCUGCCCUCCGGGCACUGGGCAGCUCGUGUUCUCUGGCUCCUGCCCAGCACAUGGUCCACAGUGAUGGGAGAGGUGGGAUACCAUGGAGGUACACUGGCGAUGUCCCUCUGUCCACCUGCCAUCUCCACUGCCUGCCCAUGGGUUCUUGCACAACCUAGCUCUUUCCAUAAACAUUGCUGGGGCUGGGCCAGAGGCCCUUUGCUGUCCAGCUGGUGUGGGACUCUUCCCCUUUCUGCUGGCCUCCUGCUACACACAGCACCAGCAUGGUGCCUGGAGCCUAUCCAGGGCCAUGCCAGGGUGCUGCUGUGCAGGUGCCCCUGACCGGUCUGGCGUGGGUGGCCUGGGCGGGUGCUGGUGCUGGUGGUGGGGUGUGGGGUGCACUCUCCAGGCUGCUAAUUGCUGUUUAGCUGGGGACAGAGGGUGUAAUUAUGGGGGGAUUGCGUGAAUCUGCAGUCUGGAUGGGGAGCCCAUGAGUGCUCCUGCCCAGAGAGUGGAGGGGAUCAGGCAGCAUAGUCCAGCUGGGCCGUCACUGCUUCCCACAUUCCCCAUGGGACCUCAGGAGCACACUCCAAGGGCAGAGCAGAACAAGAAUCCAUAGGACUGGGGGGUGGCUCCAGGGCUGGCCGGGCAGGCUGCAGCAUGCUGCACUGAGCCCUGCCCUGCUCCCGCCAAGCGCAGGCACCCUCCCAGCUCGGCCAGGCUGGCGACGGCCAGUGGCGAGCACCCAGCGCCCUGCCUUGGGGCAGAGGAGAAGGUGAGAGCCUGUAUGAUGCCUCGGCACGGGGGAGAGGGGCAGACGGCUUGGAGACAAUGCUAGUGGCGGGGAAGGCAUACUUAUGGUACAGGGUGCCUGUGCUGGCAGUGCUGGGAAUUUUCUCCUGUGGGUGUGGGCCAGGAGAUGCGCCCUGCCUCAUUCCGGGUCGGCACCCCGCGAUGGCACAGUACCGGCCACAAAGAGUUAAUGCCGUGUGUGUUCUGGGAAGUGGGGCUGGGAGGUGCGUGACCCGGGGUGUGGGCGUCGACUCCUUUUGAGGUGGGAUCCUGAGCUCAAGUGCAACGGGGAGCGGGGCCAAGUUCACACAGCACCCUGCUUUCCCCUCCCUGCCACUCGCAGGCUGCCAGCCUGGCCGCGACGCAGCGCUGAGCCACUCCGGGACACGGGGCAGGUGAGGACGAUGGCCAGCCCAGAGGAUGACCUCAUCGGCAUCCCCUUCCCUGAGCACAGCAGCGAGCUGCUGAGCUGCCUGAACGAGCAACGGCAGCUGGGGCUGCUCUGCGACGUCACCAUCAAGACUCAGGGGCUGGAGUACCGCACCCACCGUGCUGUCCUGGCUGCCUCCAGCCGCUAUUUCAAGAAGCUUUUUGCAGGGCCGGGGCCAGGGCAGGAGGUCUGUGAGCUGGACUUUGUGGGGCCAGAGGCACUUGGUGCACUGCUGGAGUUUGCUUACACAGCCACGCUGACUAUAAGCAGCGCCAACAUGGGUGAGGUGCUGCGUGCUGCCCGGCUGCUGGAGAUCCCCUGUGUCAUCGCUGCCUGUGUGGAGAUCCUGCAGGGCAGUGGGCUGGAGGCUCCUGGCCCCGAUGAUGGCGACUGCGAACGUGCCCGCCGCUACCUGGAGGCUUUCUCCACCCUCCCCGAGGGUGAGGUGCCUGCCCCACCGCCCCCCCGCCCCACCCCCCGGCGCAGCAAGAAGACCCGCAAGUUCCUGCAAGCCCGUGGUGCCCGGCUCAACAACCAUGCCGAGGAGCCACCCACUGAGGCUGAGGGCUCUGGCAGCUCCCCGCUGCCCGCUCCAUUGCCCUCGCCCCCUCUGCCUGAGGGGCUGCCCCUGCCCUACGACAGCUUCGAGCUGCCUGAGGAGGAGGAGCUACCCCCACACCCCUUCCCCUUCCCCUACCAGCCCCCCCUGUCCCCUGAGGAGGCCGCUUCUGAUGAUGACGCCAUUGACCCCGACCUGAUGGCAUAUCUGAGCUCACUGCACCAUGAGUCGCUGGCGCCCGGGCUGGAUAGCCCCGACAAGCUGGUGCGCAAGCGCCGUUCGCAGAUGCCCCAGGAGUGCCCCGUUUGCCACAAGGUCAUCCAUGGUGCCGGCAAGCUGCCUCGCCACAUGCGCACGCACACGGGCGAGAAGCCCUUCGCUUGCCAGGUCUGCGGAGUCCGAUUCACACGGAAUGACAAACUGAAGAUCCAUAUGCGGAAGCACACAGGUGAGCGGCCCUACUCCUGCCAGCACUGCAGUGCCCGCUUCCUGCACAGCUAUGACCUGAAGAACCACAUGCACCUGCACACAGGUGCCCGGCCCUAUGAGUGCUACCUCUGCCACAAGGCCUUCGCCAAGGACGACCACCUCCAGCGGCACCUCAAGGGCCAGAACUGCCUGGAGGUGCGGACCCGCCGCCGCCGCCGCGAUGAGCCACCUCCACCACCCACUGGGCCCCCUGGCCUCGACCUCUCCAAUGGGCGUCUGGAGGGGCUGCGCCUCUCCAUUGCCCGCUACUGGGCUCCAGGGCAGCCUGAGGAAGAGGAAGAGGAGGUGGAGGGUGAGGAAGGGCCACAGCCAGAUGGUACUGUGCCGGUGGAGACGGCAUAGGGCUGAUGCUACGGCAGGUGUCGUGCUGUUCCAUGCCGAGCUGUAUCGUGCCCACUGGGGUUUCUAUUCCUGUUUUUCCUGUCACAGUUCAUUCCUAGUUAUGCAAAGGGGGAAACUCCCCUCGGCCUAUUUGCACAAGGGGGUGGGAGGCCCCUACCACCCCCCACCAUUCCCAGGCCCACCUGGUCGUGCCCAGUGGGUGAUGGGGGGAUUGGGACUUCAAAAUCCCCCCACCAAACCCCUCGUGGAUACCAGGACUGGGCAGGGGCACCCAUGGACCAAGGCCCUCCCCCAGAUGGGGAGAGCCCCCCCCAUCCUCUCCCCAGUCAUGAAGGGGGGGGCACUGCCCUGCGCUGUGCAUAGCUUGUCCCUACCUCCCCACUCCAAGCAGCCCCUCCCCGGCGAGCCCCCCUCGCCCCUGCACUCCUGGCUGCUUUUUCUUGGUUGCACUAUUUGGGUGAGCCCACCCGGGUGUGGGGCAGCCCCGGCCCCCCCCAGACCCUUCCCCCUUCCAGAAGCCCCCGGCCCUGUGGGACCCCCCUUCCCUGGGGUGGCCAGGCCCCCACGGUCACCCCUCUGUCCUUUGCACAUGCCCCCCGCAGGGCACAGCCUCCCUGGGGAUGUGGGGGACCGGCACUAUUUGUCUACGAGAAGAGUUUUAUCUAUAUUUAAAAAGAUGAUGUAAUAUAUUCCCCCCCACAGCCCCUCUGCUGCCAACCACCAGCGCUGCCCGGACUCCACAUCUGCCAUGGGAUGCCGGGAGGGGUGAUGGAGUCGGGGGGGCUCUGGUCCUAUCAUGGCUUUAAAGUGCCUUAUGGUGAACUUGAACCUUUUCGGCUACUUGAACCUCUCUGGUGUCAGGAACCAAACAAACCAUGGGCGGGCGGCCCCCGCCCCUCCAGGCCGCCUCUGCCUGUUUGUAUGUCUGUGUUUGUUGUUUUUUUUUUUAAACGAAGGCUGCUUGGUAAUAAACGGAGAAGCAGGGA